AAAAGUUGAGCUUGGAACUGCAAAGGUUGCUGGGAAAAUGGGCAUCAGUGUUGAUCUGGAAGACAGGUCUGCUAAGCUGGUUCUUAAUGUAGGGGCAAUCACACUUGGAGAGAAGAACAGAAAGGGAAUGAAGAACUGCCUCAGGAAGAGGGAGAGGGAAAACAUGUCUCAAGCCAUGUGUGCGCUACUGAAUUCUGGAGGCGGGGUGAUCAAGGUUAAAAUUGAAAACAAAAAUUACAGUCUCCUUAGGGAUGGGCUGGGCCUGGAUUUGGAAGCCUCUCUUUGUAAAUGUCUGCCGUUUAUUCAGAGGCACCUCGACUUCAUGGAGCGCGGAGGCUACUUUUAUAUCUCCGUGAAGUCAUGGAGUCUGGAUAUCUUCGGGCUGCCGAUUGGCACCCUGAGAACCAAUUUGUAUAUACGAAGCCUGUCUUCCUCAGUAGAACUGAGUGCUGCCGCUGCUGCUGAGUUACUCCAACAGCUGGAGGAAACUGGAGGGAGAGCCUGUGUCAGACCACGGUGGCCUGCCAGCAGACCCUGCCCUGGAAUAGAAGGAGAGAGUCUCCUGGAAGACUUGGCUGUUGCAUUUUUUAGCAAGACGGAAGUGCAGUAUGAGGAAAAUUUCCCGUUUACCAGAUCCAUAUAUGUCGAAGUGAAGUUGCUUUCUGUGAAACAACUGCUAAAAUGCGUUAGAGAGCUCAUCCCUCGGACUGUUUCUGCUUUUGCAAACACAGACGGGGGAUAUUUGUUCAUUGGUUUGGAUGGGAAAAAGCAGCAAGUCAUUGGUUUUGAGGCAGAGGAGGGCGAUCUUGUGCAUCUAGAGAGUGAAAUAGCAAAGUGCAUCCGACAGCUGCCUGUCACUCACUUCUGUGAGGAGAAGGGGACCGUAAAGUACUCGUGCAAAUUCAUCGAAGCGCACAAGUCCGGGGCUGUGUGUUCAUACGUCUGUGCGCUCAGAGUGGAGAGGUUCUGCUGCGCAGUGUUCGCUGCAGAGCCUGAGUCCUGGCGUGUGGAAGACAGCUGCGUGAGGAGCUUUACCACGGAGGAAUGGGUCAAGCUCCAGAUGGAUCCCACAGCAUGCUGAGGAGGGGGAGAUUGUCAGGGGCUGUGAUUUAGAAUUCAUUGAGUGCUGCCCACUGGUUGGCACACCCACAAUGGGUGGACCCCAGAGAGGCAGAGCCCAGGAGACUUCCGUGUCCCGAGGACGCCAUGCUGCUAUGGAGCAUCGCUCCGCCUUUUGUCCUUGUGGUCACCACAUCUCCUAUGAGUUGUUUGAGAACUCU
Acomys russatus (golden spiny mouse) is the source of this 1280-nucleotide messenger RNA. RefSeq names its product schlafen family member 12-like. NCBI's taxonomy places the organism in Eukaryota, Metazoa, Chordata, Mammalia, Rodentia, Muridae. The record is from RefSeq and is a predicted model, not a curated record. The transcript has a single exon. The coding region runs from base 38 to 1081 and encodes 347 amino acids.